Sodiomyces alkalinus F11 is the source of this 5521-nucleotide messenger RNA. RefSeq lists its product as hypothetical. Gene Ontology annotation, molecular function: structural constituent of nuclear pore. Gene Ontology annotation, biological process: protein import into nucleus; RNA export from nucleus. Bases 1 to 5478 code for a protein of 1825 amino acids. Gene Ontology annotation, cellular component: nuclear pore inner ring. NCBI's taxonomy places the organism in Eukaryota, Fungi, Ascomycota, Sordariomycetes, Glomerellales, Plectosphaerellaceae. The transcript is spliced from 4 exons. The record is from RefSeq and is a predicted model, not a curated record.
AUGGCUCCAGUGUCGGAUCGACUUUACUUCCCCCCUGUGGAAGAAUGCCUGAAGGGCGACACUGUCAUUCUCUCCUGGAAACUUGUUGCUGCAGCUUUGACAGAUAGCUCCGGGGCGCUUCGCCAUACCGAGACCCUUGCACAAUUCCUCGCGGACGACCAUGUUCGAUCCCUCCUUCAAGACCCAAGCUUAGCCUUCGCGGCGCCGAGCGAUACGACGAAAUCCGACUUUGAAACUCGGACCGCUGCCAUUCACGUUACUCCUACAAAAAAUGAACAUUAUGACACCAACGUCAUCAAAGCAGACGCAACCUGGCUGAGCAAGGCCGCCAACAUUAACCUCGUAUCCGCGCUCCGAGUUGUCAUUGUCGAGUGCCAGUCGAGACCUGCCAGUCAGCUUACCGGACCCCUGUCCAUUCAAGAUGCCAUAAACCUACAAGAAGCCGUUGGGGUUAGUAACGCGCAGUCUUCGAGCCUAGUCCCGAUACCGGGAGCCACGAGGGAUGCCGAUGCGAUAUGGGCGGACUUCGGAACGGAGGAGGCACGACGAUUGCGCAUCUUUCAGACCUACCUCUCCGAACGUCGUUACCUUGUUAUGACGGCAGACUUGAUCCACGGCGAGACAUUAUGCAGUGAAGCAAAACAAAUCACGUCUGGUCGAAAUUCCUCCGAGCCGUCCUACCCUUCCCUGGGAGAUCCGUCCAGUUCGGACGAGACUCUUAUUGCAAAUAAUAUGAAGGCGCUCACGCGGAUUAUCGACAGCCUCGCGAACGGUUUCGAGAAGGAAAUCAACGACAACAGUCUUCAGGCAGAAGACACAGAUCUGAAUUGGCAGCGGACCCUGCUUACGGAACUUGUCCAUACCCUUUCAGUUAUCUUCCAAGCUCUCGACCGCACAUCCGAUUCGUUCGCUGCGCCCGAGACAGUGAUGGAAUGGUUCAGCUUGAUGGAGGCUUACGUUUUCUUGAAUGGGAUUACUCUGGUGCACGAAAGCAUCAAUUCUCUGGUUUUGCCUAUCCAAAUCUUAAUAUGCGCGAUAUGCUUGAGGCUGCUGAACCCAACAAGGUCAAUGGCCUUCUUGGCGCAAGAAGUAGACCUGCACCCCGAGGAGAACAACCCGUACUUGAGCUCGCCAGAGGUUCUGGGCAAGAUCCAUGAUGCCAUUCUCACCGCAGCUGGAGCCGGCUGUGAGAGCCAGAGCCCCGUCAUCUUUGCCUGGGCCGUCAUCUCGCACCGUAUGGUCGUGUCCCAUAGCGAGCGGUCGGAAAAGAGAGACACCCUGCAGAACCAGAAGUCACAGGAAACCUUCGAGUCAGGGGCGCUGCUACGACCCAGCUCAGGCCGUCGGCUUUCGGCGGGGAGCAUUGUUUCACUAGACGGGUUGCCCUUUGAUGGUUUUCUCGUUGCUUCUGGCCUGAAAGAUGACACUCACGUCAUUGAAAGCCUCGCACAAGCUGUUACAUCGCAAGGUGGCUUAUACGAUGUCCUAUCUCAGAUGACAGUGGCUGCCUGCGACCCGAAUCAGGGCAGCUUUUCGUCCUCGGUAGCUUCCCGAAUACGACUUACCUUCAUCGACUUCUUGAAGGCAACGUAUCCUCCUGUGGGCUAUCAAUCAGAUCCGGUCACUGCCCUCCUCUCCAUCCUCUCAGUUGGACAGGGCUACUGGGAUCUCGACCUCUCUCCAAGCAGCUCUCGUCCAUCACCCGAUGUGGCUUACAACGUUCUCCAAGACACAACCGCUCUGGAGUGUUACUUAUAUCCGGCCUUUAGUCGUUAUCCCUUCGAGUUCUUGCCCUUCUUGAACUUUUCCCGCGCGCUUGCCAGUCCUUCUGCGACUGACGAAAGUGCCGAUGUCGUCGUCAACAUCCUCCGCAAAACACCCUCUCUCACCUUUGUCCUACCAGACGACUUCCAAGACUUUGAACUCGCCCAGGAGGAGGAAAACACGAACACUUUCCGCUUGCUCGCCGACAUUCCUCUUGUGGCCUCUAUCUCCAGUCGAGGACGCAUUGCCCGCGAGGAGGACGCUCUCAGAAUUCCUGCCGGGACCUAUGGGCGCUUCGUUACUGAUACGGGGAGGGUCGCACUUUUAGAAUACGAGCACUCGGCGCUUGCAUUCCUCGGCAAACGACUGGAGGUGUAUCUCUCACCUGAGAACUAUCAGUCCGAGCUCGAAAACAUGUCACCUGAGGACGCCGCCGAAGCUAUCUCGUUGUUGGCAACUCUCCUCCAGGCAGAGACUCUCAAGUCCCGCAAGCGAGGUCUCCGAGGGGAGGCAGUGCCCAAGCCGGGCCUUGAGCUGCUCGAAGAUGUGAGCAAAUACACCUCAGGCAGCAAAGAUAUCAUCUCAGUUGUGUGCAAUAUCAUGGAUAUCCACAUGCAAGACGACCAGGCAACCGCCGAUGGGCCCGGAAUCCUGGUAUUACAUGCAUGCGUCCAAUUCCUGGACUCAGUGUUACCUCUAUGUCCCACUCGGGUUUGGGCUUACAUGGCGCGGUGCGAGCUUUUGAACUCUGAGUCGCGGGCGGGCAAGUUGGCGAGGCUCGUGGGAAACCUCGAUCUUUCACCUGACCGGUUCGAGUUUCUCUUGUCUACAGUACGACUCUUCUCCAGCCUCGUGGGCAGCGUGAUGAAGAGCGCAGCUCAGCGGAAGUCAGGCGACAAGCUUGUCGGACGCCAGAAGGUGUCAAACAACGUCUGGGUCGGUGUUGCGGACAAAAUCCUGGCGACCGUGACCCUUGCGAUCGCCCAAGCUGCCGUCGAUAUUUUUGAGAGCUCCGCAACCUGGCGGUUUCCUUCGGAAGUGCACCAGACACUGUUGAUGAAGACCCUCGUUCCUCUUAUGGACAGACUCAUGAUCGACGCCUAUGCCAUGGGGGGUCAUCACGACCCACAGUCCCUCACUACCUGUCUGCAGCCAGCAGCUGACUACGUUGUCGAGUCCUUCCUGGCCGCUUCUAGUGGUUCUCUCAGAUUCCAAGCCCUACUCGGGACCUGGAUUUCCGGCCUCCAAAUCCCGGACUCGACACUUUACGCCGGCAAGCUCCAUGCUAUCCGAGGACAAGUGAUCUCGACAAUGAAUCUUGCCACGUCUCUGUUGCGUGUUGCUGCCCUCCUCGAGCGGUCGUCGGCCGCAUUCGAGACGUACUUAUUCAAAGCGACUCCCCUUUUCGCCAGGUUGAUCGCAGCAGAUGAGGAGUUCAAGCGCCCAGCCAUGUCGCUACUUGGAGCUCUCGUUCUCAAUGCUGCCACGGUCAGUGGCGAUCCCCGGUCCCUGUUUGGUUACCUUGGACCUCUGCUUUCACGGGCAUUCCUUCAACUUCUGUCAAGGUUGGGGAAGCCGUUUCUACUACCUUCCGAGGUUCAGGAUACGUGGCGUUUCUUCAGCAUCAUUGUACAGAACCGCCAGCAAUGGAUGUCGAACUGUCUGCUCACUGGGAGGACUCCCAGGGACGCACAGAAUGGGGACAAUGGCUCUUCGGCGGCAGUGUCGAAGUCUGUUUUCCAGACGGCGUUGGCCAAACUGGAGUCGAUCAACGAACUGGACAGGUCUGAAGCUCUACGGGUCCUAGACUUUGUUGCCUCGGCACAGAAUAACUGGCCAUGGACGAUAUUCAGCAUGCGGAAAGAGUCGUCUUACUUUGCCUCGCUGCGCCGCUUCAUCAAGGAUCUGAAGACCGCCUCAGUUGUCGCCAAAUCCGAUACUACAAGAGCCGCACUGGAAGCCAAAAUGGCCGCCUAUGUUGCAGAUAUUUUUGCCAUGCAACUAUAUCACCAGCGCCAGAUGGGUCACUCGAAAGAACUGGCGAACAGUCUCAUCAGCGACCUCGACUAUUAUCUGCGAGAUGGCGUUGAGGUUGCCAGCUACAACAACUCACUUCACAACAAUUUUGCUAGAAAUUUCUCGUCUAAAUACCCCUGCGUGUCGUUGGACAGCCUCAAGCGGACAUUACUGGAGCCCCGCGAGCUCGGAAAGGAGUACUUCUAUGCCCUGGAUCGUGCGAACGAGAUGCUCGAUUUCGAUCCUGGUUGGCAUGGGCGGCGAGACGAUGGGUUCCGGAACGAGAUGGCCAUUGCCAAUGCCAACUUAUCCCUCGUUGACGCACAGAUUUCGCUGUUCCAUGCAUGGGAGUUCUUGCUUCUCGAGUUAAACAGCUGCCUUCCAGAUAACGAGACAGUUCAUAAGCAGAUGCUUCAAGUUGCGCUGCAGUGUCUAGACGCCAAUCAGUCGGUGCAGGGUCCCGAGAACAUCUUCUUGAGGAUCGUCGAGGAUCGAGCCAACCUAGCAUUGAUGCUCCUCAAGCGCCUUGUCGGGAGCCCCAUAACGCCGCAAGACGUGUAUAAACUCCUGGGCAGCCUCUUCGGUGUGCUUGGUGCCAUUCAAGAUCCGUUUGGAGCCGACUCGAUCGAGUACUACCGCACCAUCCUCAAAACAGUAUACAUUGUUUUGAGGCUCCGUCUAGCCGACAGAAAGGACGGGCCCGAGGCACCCAGCUUGGGGGCGAAUGGGUCGUCGCCUGCCUUGACACAGACGAUUCUGAACCUCCUUGCCAACGUGGUGGCCAAAGGCUUCAGAACGCUGGUGACGCUGGUGCAUGAGUCGGAGGCAGCGGUGGCGCCGCAGGAUCUGGCCCUACUGACGGCCAUUCUCCAAGCCUCCCUUCGCAUGCCGGGGCUGGAUCAGUGUCAAACACAGAUUCUGAACAUCAUGGCUUCGUAUGACGUUAUGCACGCAGCUACGGCGCUGUUCUCCUGGUCCGAUAAACUGACAGUCGAUGGCGACCCCAUCUACGGCGAGCUCAGCUUGCUCUUCCUCCUGGAACUCUCGACGCUUCCCAUGGUGGCGGAACAGCUGGCGGCCGAUGGUCUGCUGAGCCACUUGACAUCGGCGAACAUUACGAACUUGAUGCGGAAAGGCAUCGUCUCGCCUUUCUCGGAGGUCGUUGGCGCUCAACGGUGCUACAGCAUCUGGGCGAAGGGCGUCCUGCCGCUGUUGCUCAACCUCCUGACCGUGCUUGGCGGCACGGUGGCGCCCGAGGUCGCCUACGUGCUGAACCAAUUCCCCCACCUCCUCAAGACGAGCGUGGAGCGCUUCGAAGCCCCCGGCGCCAGCCGCACGGCGUCCCGCGAGGGACCCCAUUACGUGACGCUGCUUGCCGUGUCGGAGAUCCACUCGCUCGCCCUCCUCACCAAGGUCAUCGCCGCCCUGCGCGUCAACAACAGUCGGGACAUCCCCGGGGUGCAGUGGGAUGCGGCGUCGAUGCUGGAGAACGUGGACUUUUGGCUUGCCAGCCGCAAACUGUUGAAGGAGCGGCUCCUACCCUUGGGGCAGCGCGAGGUGGAGUGGCGGGGGAUGACGACGGGGAACGGGAACGGUGGGGCGACUGCGGAUGAGGGCGGUCCCAGCAACUUGCUCGAGGCGAGGGUUAUUUCGCAGCUUGAAACUGCGAGGGAUGUCUUGAGCGAAGACUUGGAAUGAGCGUUCGGGAGCCGAGGGAAUUUUGGUGGCUUGCCCGGUCACG